AUGACUCCAAAUAAAAAAAAACUCAAAAAUUACGAAUCUCACAAAUCUUUCCAAGCUCGGGAAAAUCGCGAAAGCCAUCGUUUGCGUAAGGUUCACAAUUUUCACCUGAAUGAUAAUGAAAUUUUGAGUCCUACGAAAGGAGGCAUAAAGUUAGAUGUGAACAAACUCAGCAUCCUCAGUUUUCCCGGCACACCACGGAAGGAGCAACACCAAAAGAACAAGCAACGCCGCAUCCCCGAUUAUGAACAAAUUCAAAAUAACACUCUAGACUUUUACAUUCCCUUAAGUGAAAGAAGUGAUACGCCCAAGAAAAAUAUAAGUAGCGUCACCACGACGGAAGAAACGAAGAAGCGCAAAGUGAAACACAGCCUCGAUUCCUCCUCUUCGUCCUUUUUGUCCUCCCCCGAUUCAUCCUAUUCAAGCGUAUCGGAUAGUGGUUCCUCCGCACAUAGUCCACGUGUCCCUCCCCACGAACACCAGGUGUCACACGUCUUCCUCUCCUCCGACUCCUCGCCACGAAAGGGCGAACUACUUACAAGCCUAACAAAACAAAACACACAUAAACACACACAAAAUUAUGACCGCAUGAGAAGAUCUCCCAGAAAUCACAGCACAGGGAAGUUCGGCAAAAGUCAAUCCGGUAAAAGUAAACCCGGCACUGAAAAGGAUAACCACAAGAAUAAGAAUGUCGAGGGAGGGAAAGAAAACAAAACAAAGUCGAACAAAGACAAGCUGGAUGAAACCUAUAACAAUGUGCGAAUCACCAGGAGCGCAACGAGGGACAAGUCGGUGAGGAGCAAAGCGGAGAAGAAAAAGGACGAAAAGAAAGUCAUCAGUGGGACACGCUCCAGUGUGCUGCUCAAGAGAAAAAGCGAGUGCCUGUCGAAGGACUCCUACGUGUAUCGCAACUUGGUUAAGAGGGCCAAAACGGGGGUGCCCCGGGCGCGUGACCACCGCGACAGCGGCAGGGAUGAGGAGGAUGAUAGCGACAGUAGUGAUUUGAGUAGCGGCAGAUCCAGCCGCAAGCAGAAAAGGGUGAAGACGUCGACGAAGACGCAGAACAGCAACCGGCCACUUAGACACGCCGCAACCAUUAACAAGCGAAGCAGCAUGCUGCCCGUGAGCGAGCAAAAAGGUAGAGGUGCCACCGAGGCUAGAGAACAACACAAAGAAUAUACAAACGAAGAAGUUGCCAAGCUGACAAAGGGCGCUUGUAUAAAACUCGUGGAGGAAAACUCCUGCCAGUACGAAGACGGUGUGAUUUAUGAAAGUGUGUUCAUCAACCAGGUGAAGUACAGCAUUGGAGAAGACGUGAUGAUUUUUUGUAUAGCUAGCGAUGAAGGCAGCAGGGGGGUAAGCGGUAAAACUGCUCACCAGACUGGAAACAAGAAAGAGAACAAGAACUACCAAUUGAGGAAGGGAAAAAUAUCAAGCUUCUACCAAAACGACGCGAAUAAUCAGGUGGAGGUAGAAGUGUGCAUAUACAUUGACCAGCACGACGCAGCAUAUAUGAGGGAGCUGUGCGAGAAGCAAAAGUCAAGGAGGACCAAGGCAGACUUCGAAGUGUUCCUCGACGAAAAGACAAGAAAUUUUUACCUACUAGGAAAUACAGAAUUUAAAAUAGUAGAGGCAAAAAUGAUUUUUAAAAAAAUAAACGUGUAUAAUGAGAAGAGUCUUUACGAGGAGGACAAAGGGUCCAAGCAAGGAAAGGACAAAUUCCUUUGCACACACUACCUAAAAGAAAGAGAAGAAAAAAUAUGUGACGUACAGAACAGUGAGCACUGGGAUAAUUUGGUCUUAGGCUCAAGUGACCUAUACUACUCCUUUUCCAACAAUAAAAAGAAUAGCAAAAAUAAGUCGCUCAAAUGUAUUAUAAAUAAGUUGAAGGAGAAUGAAGCAGGCGGGGCGAAAGGACAACGCGGCAACUCCACAACCCAUCCUAGCAGCACUACUACCACACCUAGCAGUAGCAAAACGAGAAGCGGUAACAAAAUAGCAGCAGCCAGUACACCAAAAGAAGGUGGACAAAAGAACCCUAAAGUAGAUCUAAAAAAUUUCAUAAAACAAGACCAGGAAAAUUAUUAUGUGAAUCUACUACGCAACAUAAGAGACCCCACAGAUAAGGCCAUUAGAAUGAUGCAGCUAGAUGUAGUCCCCAAAUAUCUCCCCUGUAGAGAAAAAGAAAUAAAAGAAGUCCAUGGGUUUCUCGAGUCAGGCAUUAAACAGUCAGGCAGCAAUCAAAUUUUAUACAUCAGUGGAAUGCCAGGAACAGGGAAAACAGCAACAGUGUACAGUGUGAUUCAACUGCUUCAACAUAAGACGAAACAAAAACUGUUACCCGAUUUUAACGUGUUCGAAAUUAACGGGAUGAAUGUGGUUCACCCCAAUGCAGCCUACCAAGUGCUCUACAAGCAACUCUUCAAUAAAAAACCACCCAAUGCCUUAAACGCUUUUAAAAUGCUGGACAGACUUUUUAACCAAAAUAAAAAAGACACAAGAAAUGUGUCCAUACUUAUAAUCGAUGAGAUCGACUAUCUGAUCACGAAAACGCAAAAGGUUUUGUUUACUCUGUUUGACUGGCCCACCAAGGUAAACAGCAAAUUAGUUUUAAUAGCCAUUUCUAAUACCAUGGAUUUACCUGAACGGUUAAUACCGAGAUGUAGAUCCCGCUUAGCAUUUGGCCGAUUAGUAUUCAGUCCAUAUAAGGGAGAUGAAAUUGAAAAAAUUAUAAAAGAACGUUUAGAGAAUUGUAAAGAAAUUAUUGACCACACAGCUAUACAGCUCUGUGCAAGGAAAGUGGCCAAUGUGUCUGGGGACAUUCGAAAGGCUUUGCAGAUUUGCAGGAAGGCCUUUGAAAAUAAAAGAGGACAAAAAAUUGUACCUAGGGACAUUACUGAAGCGACUAACCAAUUGUUUGAUUCACCACUCACCAAUGCAAUUAAUUAUUUGCCAUGGCCAUUCAAAAUGUUUCUCACCUGUGUCAUCGUCGAGUUAAGAAUGCUGAAUGAUUUUAUAAUUCCUUAUAACAAGGUACUAAAUAGGUACAGAGUGUUGGUUGAAACAAGUGGAAAGUACAUAGGCAUGUGCAGCAAUUCGGAGUUGUUCAAAAUUAUGCUUGACAAACUGGUCAAAAUGGGCAUUCUACUUAUUCGUCCUUACAUACCCCUCGAAAGUUUAGUAAAAAAUAAAAAUAAAGAAACCCUUCUUGGCUUCAACGAAUCGUCUAAGAAAAAUGCUGCAGAAGGAAGCAAGUCCACCAGGACGCAAGUCAGCGCAGAAAUAGACAAGGAGGCUGGCGACAUGGGUUUGGAGCUCAACGUGGAAACGCAACUCAUCAUCACGGCCCUCAUGAAGGACGCUGAGUGUUCGCAGAAGCUCAACUUUUAUUAG
Messenger RNA from Plasmodium fragile, 3390 nucleotides. RefSeq lists its product as uncharacterized. Gene Ontology annotation, biological process: mitotic DNA replication checkpoint signaling; DNA replication initiation. The transcript has a single exon. Gene Ontology annotation, molecular function: ATP hydrolysis activity; DNA replication origin binding; ATP binding. The record is from RefSeq and is a predicted model, not a curated record. NCBI's taxonomy places the organism in Eukaryota, Apicomplexa, Aconoidasida, Haemosporida, Plasmodiidae. Gene Ontology annotation, cellular component: nuclear origin of replication recognition complex. Bases 1 to 3390 code for a protein of 1129 amino acids.